Nematostella vectensis (starlet sea anemone) is the source of this 1581-nucleotide messenger RNA. RefSeq lists its product as uncharacterized. Bases 1 to 1581 code for a protein of 526 amino acids. The transcript is spliced from 2 exons. Lineage: Eukaryota; Metazoa; Cnidaria; Anthozoa; Actiniaria; Edwardsiidae. The record is from RefSeq and is a predicted model, not a curated record.
AUGCUCGAUGCAGCUGGAUUCGAGCAAAUGGUAGUAAGCCCUACGUACAGAAAAGACCACACCCUUGACCUAGUUGUUGUGUGGGACGACUUGUCAGUGCGCGGACGUCCUGAAAUCAUUGCAUUCCCUAACUCUGUAUCUGACCAUAGUGCCAUUAUUUGUGAUGUUGACAUGCCAAAGCCAUGUGCCUCCAAGAAAAUACUGUAUCGGCGUCCGUUACGGAAAAUUAACUUGGACUCUUGGUGCAAUGACAUCAGGGAUUCCGCCAUCUACAGUUCUGCUUCGAGUGAUGACUCUGACUGCAACGUCUUAUGUGACCAAACAGGUGACUUUAAUUUUCACAUUGAUGACCCUGGUGACGCUGAUGCUGUCAGACUGUUGGGUAUGCUCGAUGCAGCUGGAUUCGAGCAAAUGGUAGUAAGCCCUACGUACAGAAAAGACCACACCCUUGACCUAGUUGUUGUGUGGGACGGCGACUUGUCAGUGCGCGGACGUCCUGAAAUCAUUGCAUUCCCUAACUCUGUAUCUGACCAUAGUGCCAUUAUUUGUGAUGUUGACAUGCCAAAGCCAUGUGCCUCCAAGAAAAUACUGCUUCGGCGUCCGUUACGGAAAAUUAACUUGGACUCUUGGUGCAAUGACAUCAGGGAUUCCGCCAUCUACAGUUCUGCUUCGAGUGAUGACUCUGACUGCAACGUCUUAUGUGACCAGUAUAACACUGUGCUGCACCACUUCAUCGAUAAACAUGCUCCUGUUCGCACUUUUUCAGUUACACUGCGGCCCUAUUCACCUUGGUAUGAUGAUAGUCUUAGGUUAUUGAAAAGACAGAAACGCAAAGUAGAACGGAGAUACGUUUCAUCGAGAUUAGAAAUCCACCGCCAGAUGUACGUAGAGAAGUGUAGAGCUUACAGCACUGCACUGAAUGUAGCUAAGCGGAACUUCUCCAAGGAUCAAAUAUCUUGUUCCAAUCAAACGCAGUUAUUUCGUUUAAUUGAUGGCCUUUUCAGGGUGAAGCCGGUUCCGUUGCUACCAUCAUAUGAAUCACCUCAAGCUCUUGCAGAAGAUUUCAUCUUAUUUUUCACUACCAAGAUUCAGCAUCUAAAGGACAACCUACGCUCAUCGCCCCUGUUAACGAUGGAGAUGUCAGUGAUGCCAGCUCAGCCACAAUGUGUGGCGUCAUUCCCUGAGUUCUCUGCUGUAUCAGUGAGUUAUAUACGUGAACUUUUACACCAAUCCAAGCCUAAAUCGUGCAUAUUAGAUCCUGUGCCGACAAGUAUACUAAAACAAUCUAUUGACGCUAUUGCCCCGGCCAUCACUUCCAUUGUCAAUGCAUCUUUGUCAUCUGGUGUUUUCCCUACCUCUCUCGAUUGUGGAGUGAUCAACCCUUCCAUCAAGAAGCAGAGUCUUGACCGCGAGGCAUAUCCAAGCUACCGACCGAUUACAAACGUUGCCUUCCCACCAAAAACACUUGAACGUGUCGCUGCUAACCAGACGAUGAACUAUCUCAUCCCCAACGACUUAAUGCUUAUCGCCCCUUCCACAGCACAGAGACUGCUCUUCUUCGCGUCUUUAAUGACAUUCUGA